AUGAAUCGAUAAAGCAAUGUCAAGUUUCGACGAUCCAGAAAAACAUUUUCUGGGUAAUCUUCUCGAAGAUGACCCAGGUUCGUCUGUGACGUCUGCAACAUCCCCAUUUGCUGGAAUAAAUGGGUCAACAUCAACCGCCUUAACAUCACAAGUUCCGACUGUUGGACCAGUAAUGUGCCCUACAGAACUUUCCAUGUCGAAUGCGUGGCCUGAGCCUCCUCCUCCAUAUUCGCCGCGUCAUGAAUCGUGGGGUCUUCCAUCUAAUGCUAACACGACACUUCUGGGCUCGUCAUCGUUGACAUCUUCCAAUUGGUUCCCUUUUACGGACCAAAAAGAGACAUCAUCAAAUGAAAUCCUGAGCUCUCUGAAUCUUGCUGCUGGAAGCUCAUCUCCUGCUCUUCCAUCAACUCCAUCACGUGUUCCACAUCAUCCUUCCUCACAAGUUCAUCACUUCCAUCAUAACCUCCACCAUCACACUCAUACUCAUAAUGUGCAGGUUCAAAAUCAUUAUUUCGGUGCUCCCCCUCCUGGCCUAGAAAGUUUCGGACCUACAAGAACUAGUUCCACCUCAUCGUCUCAAAUCUACGACGCCAUCCCCAAUCCAUCGUGGAAUUACACUGGACUAUCGAAUAUUAAUGCGGAUUCGAAUGUUUUGUUUUCUGAUUGGAAAAAUAAGAACUCGAGCCAAACGUCCCCAGUUUCUACCGUUGUUUCUGAAUCUUCGAUUUCUUCAAACUUGGAAACUCGUCCUGUUCAUCCUCCUCUGUCACCUUCGGAAGUUGUUGAAAUUGCCAAGGAAAAGAAGAACGUUUCGAAAAGUUAUGCAGAACAUCUAUCGAAAUCAACUGCAGGAACUCAAAAAAAAGGAGCUCCGAUAGGCGCUGAGAAGAAACAAAAGCAGGAGUUGGCGAAGAAAAUGAGCAAUCAACUUCCAAUCGAAAGCAUAGCGACUCGAAUAGUUGUUAAAGGACAGCCUCACUCGGCUCCAGUUGUUUCUAGAAUGCCGUUUAGUUAUCGUGAUGUCGCAGCACGCUCGGAUCACACUUCUUCUUCAAAUCAUCCGAAUCAUCAACCUGACGAGUUACAGAGGAAAGAAUUAUCGUCGGCGGAUUUGAAAUUGAACGAUUCAAAAGCAGUGCGAACCAAGAACAAUGAUCAUCGCGAAACUGGUAAAACACGGAAUACGAUUGAUCCUACUGAUUUUAACAAAAAGAAUCGCGUCGACAAUGAGUUCCAGAAGAUCAACAAUCGUAAAAAUAAGAAAGAGAAAGCUGUGACCGAGGUGGCCGCCCCUGUGAUCUUUGAAGGCGUACAUCCAGUUGAUUCAUCAUCUCGAUACGAUGUUCUUAAAAAUCUUGAAUCACCAAAUCAAAGUUAUCACGAGAAGAAGAGCGCAAACGGGAGACCGCCACUUAUUCAGAAGAUUUUCUCGAGAUCCAGUUCUCCAGCUGAUGAUAUAAUUGAUACUGAAGAGGAAGAUCCUCACAGAGUUCGUUCAUCAUCAACCCAUGUUCAUCAAAAUGGAAAUGGUCAGGUGAAGAAAGAUCAGCGAAAACGCGUCGCUCAAGUGAAUCAGCGUCGUAGAAAAGGAAGAAAAGAGGAACCAUCGUGGCUGCAAAAUGCGUUUUCGACAUUUGUCGACGUCCUUUUUUUCGUUUGGGGCUACGCAUGUUUUGGACUUCAGUGGACAUUGCUGCUUAUCGUCGAAGUGUGCCAAAAAAUAGCUGAUAUCUUUGUCACUUUUGGAAAGAGCUUGUGGGCUGGAACAUGCAAAGGACUUCGCAAUGUCAUUCUGGCUUUCGUCUAUCUUUGCUUCUUCGUUGUAUUUGCUAUCAAAAGUGUCGUAGUCCGUUUGCUGACGUUCAUCAAUAUGAUUGGAGCAGAGGAAUCAGAUGAAACUGUUGAAGAACAAGAUUGGGGUUGCAAGAAAGAGAUUCCGAUCGCGACGAAUGCAACCGAAUUCGCUGAUCGUUUAUCGAGAGAGACUAUUCGUGAUGCGUAUUCAGUGUUUGGAUUGAGAAGCGAUUGUUCUGAUGAUGACAUCAAAAGAAACUAUAAGCGAUUGGCUGCUCUUGUCUCACCAGAUAAGUGCACAAUUGAUGCUGCCGACCAAGUUUAUGAGCUUGUUGAUGUUGCCUUCUCAGCUAUUGGUUACAAGGAUUCUCGAUCUGAGUAUACCCUCGAAAAUCUUAAGAACAACGAAGUGCAUGAGCAAUUGAUCUCUGUUUGGAAUGAUAUGACAAAAGCUGUCGAAGAGGCACGAAACACUAUCUUCUGUGAUUGUGAAAACACUCAUUUCCGUGUUGCCACUUCUAUUUCUCCAUCUCAAGCAAGAAGUUGUAAGAGAUGUGGAGUAAAGCAUCCUGCCAAGCAGAAUGAUAUUUGGGUUGAGAAGAGACAUCUCGGAUUGACUUCUACCUAUUACACGUGCACAGAUAACGUUGUGUACGAUAUUACAUCAUGGGCUACUUGCAAGAGCCAACGUGCGAUGCUCAAAAACAUGCGAGCACACACUCACAAUGUCCAGUAUCGGUUGUUAUCGCCAAUGUUUAAGAACUCCGACUUUGAUGCCCAAUCUCAAUAUUACAACUCGUCAUAUCCAUCCUCUUCAACAGACGCUCGUUUUUUGAGCGAUCUUCAAGAAGAGUACUCGACUUUGCUCCGCCAGCGUAGUCUUGCUCAAAUUUCUUUCAAAAACUGUGAACCACGUGAGGAGGAUCGGAGUCGUCGUGCAGCGAAUCGACGACAAAAGCGAUGGCGAUGAUCUUAUAUUACCUAAUAGACUUCAUGUUUUAUUCCUCCAACAAUUUUCCUAGCUCUUUCUAAUACGUUUGAUUUAAGAAAUUAGGCCAUAGUACAUAAAAAGUGCCUUUAAUUCGUUUCACAUGUGCAUAUUCUUCAUUUCUUUAAAACAUGCACACUGUAUCGACAAUUGUUACGAGCAUUCACAAAUAGCAUUUAAAAUGUUUUGUUUUCUUUCCCUAUGUCCUCUCAAACUGCCGCUUCCUGUGCUUUUAUUCCUGAACUUAACUUGUUUAUUUCCGCGAUGGUAUGUCAAUUGAAUAUUAUUAGUUCAUUUUAUCCAUUUCUAUAAUUUCAUUGGCAAAGUCUCCCUUUGACACCCAAAUCGUUUGUAAUUUUUCUGGAAAGCGUUUAUUUUUGAUCAUGAAAAAUUCAUUUAUUCAAA
This is a messenger RNA of Caenorhabditis elegans, 3187 nucleotides long. RefSeq names its product DnaJ homolog dnj-5 (gene dnj-5). Bases 17 to 2764 code for a protein of 915 amino acids. NCBI's taxonomy places the organism in Eukaryota, Metazoa, Nematoda, Chromadorea, Rhabditida, Rhabditidae. The record is from RefSeq and is marked reviewed. The transcript has 15 exons.